AUGUUUCAAAUGGCAAAAACACCGGCGCUUAGUGCAAGUUCUGACCCCAGUACUGCUCUUAAUACCAGUACCAAAGGAACUAUCAAUGAGAGAAGUGAAACGCUGCGAGCUACACACUUCAUUGCAUCUGAAAGUACUGAACCACCUUUAAAAGUCCAUAAACCAAACACUCAUGCCAAAACAAUCGAGAACAGAAUAAGCAAUAAUUCAAGUCCUAAAGAAAAAUUGAAGCCGCAGCAACCUAUCAAGAAAUUGUCAGAUCUAUUUAAGGCAAAGAAAGCGAGUGGUAAUAUACAGGCAACUAAAAUUCAAGCACCAGUUAUUAAAAUGCCACCCACGGUUGCGAAACUCCCGGAAAGAACCAUACGAGAGAACCAAGUUAAUAGUGAAACUUCACUAGAACCUCCUCAAAAUGCCAAGAAUACAAAGAUUGAUCUUCAACCAACUGUUGAAUUACAAAAAGUGCCACAACAUACUCAUUCCCGACGUAGAAGUAGCGGGAAUGCGAACCUAUUUGUUCCUCAUAAAAUAAAUACGUUGAAAGCCCUUUUUCGUGAUAAAAAAACACCCUCAAAAAAACCACCUUUAAAUGGAUUUGAAGAUGGGUUAGAAGGUAAUAAAUUGACUAAAGGUCCUCCCACUAUUGCAAGUCCAAAAAACCAAAGCCCCACAAUAAAAACUAAAAACAUUCCUCCAAAAAAACCAUCUUCAGAAAUAAAACCCACUCAUGACUCUCAAGCUAAUGCUCUCAAUGCUGAAUUACCUUUCAAAAUGGAUGGGAAUGAGAAAUCUCUCGAAAAACUGAAACCAACCUCCCGAGUAGACGAGCGAACGGGAUCAUCAAGACUACCCGAUAGUAAGACACAUGGCUCUAAACUAGCUAUUUCCAGUGAGCCGACAAAGACCAACCAAGAUCUUAGAGACAUGAAGACACCGACAGUACUAGGACCCAAGGUAAAUGAAACUAUGGUGAAAAUGGCUUUCGGGAAAAUUGUUCAUAAAGAACGUAUUUCUAGCAAAAGCACCCUUGCGAGUAAAAAAGAAGAAAACAAGCCAAUUGACUCGGAAAACGGUUCUAAAAGUUCUAAGGGUACAUCUGAAAACCAAAUUACACUUUCAACGUCUCCUCUAACCUCCCAAUAUGACCAUGACAAAUGGGUAUCGGAAAAUGUGGAAAGAAAGACGUAUCUUAGCUCGAUAGCUACACACUCAACUAAAGCUCACAAUAGUGAUACAGGAAGAAAAUCAAAAUCUUUAUCAAAUUCUUUUGCCAAACCCAAUGAUGAGAGAGAAAAGAUACCAAGUUAUAAUACAGAUAUCAACGAACGAUAUAGGCGUAAGAGAGGACAUCUAGCUGCCGAGAAAGGAACAAUUUCCCAGAAGACCCAAAAUGUAUCUUUGGAUUCACGUUCUCUUUCUAUUGUAUCUGCCAAGACAGACGCAACGACAAACGAAUCACCAGAGAGAAUCGAAAAUGGGACCGAUAAGAUUGGGAAAAAGGUUAAGACUAUCUUGUCGCCCAAAGAAACAAACGAUGAAGACAGUACUGAGGACAAUGACAGAUACAGUCCUAGUGAUAAUUUAGUAUCUGUGAAAGACAAUAACAGUGAUGAUUCCAUAACUGUAAAGCGUAGACAUUCCUUAAGAAAAAAAAUUGUUGUGGAUGAUGAAUCAUGCAGUUCCAAAGCAUCUUCAGAUGAUAUCACGUUGAAUAAAAUUAAAUUGGCGAAUACAUUAGAGCAGAAACGUCCGAACAACGUUACGAAGAGCCCGAGGAGGAAUUCAAAGAGUGAAGCCAAGGAGCAACAGAAAAUAGAGCCUUUAUCUGAGCCCAGUAUCUCAAGUGAGAGACUGAGACAUGCUACUACCACUGCCCUGAAUGCCUCCAUAAUAGAUAGAUCAGUACCUGCCAAGGCAGAUCUUAUUUCGGGUUUUCCAAACGAAAUGGAAAUCAAUGAACUCAAAACCAAACUUGCUACAAUUACAGACGAAGUUAUGAAAUACGAACUUAAAGUAGCAAGCUUACAAGGGAAGAUAUAUUAUCUAAGUAAGGAGAAUAAUGACCUCCAGAGGAUUUAUAGUUUAUUAUGUGAAGAAAUGGAACGUAUAUCAUUGAAAAUUGGUCAAAAUGAUGGUGUACAAUCAAUUUCAAAUGCCGUAUCUGUGGCACCUGUCACUGAAGUCAUUGAGAAAACGGAAGAACCAGAGACUAUCGAUAAUUCGACUAUGGAGGAGAAAUAUGAUGUUACUAUUGAUUUGUUGAAAACUGAAAUUAAAGAACUAAAACAGUCGAAGGAUAGAGCAAGCAUCGAGGUUAGAGCAGAAUUGAAUGCCUUGGAAAAUAAUAUCCUGCUACGAAUUAAAGAGUAUGAAAGAUGCCAAGAAGCGCUAGAGAAUGAACAAAAUAUUAUAGCUAACGUAGAAUCAAUCGAAGAUAUCAAUACCAUAGAAGAGAGCCCUUUUGUUAGAGCUCUAAAGGAGAAAUUGAUCAACACCCAUAAUGAAUUAAAAGAGGUUCGUAAUUUGACUACUAUUCAACUUGGUGAAUUGAAAAUAGCUCUGGAAAUGGAGAAACGAUCUCUUAAAACGGCAAAUGAUGAACUAACUGCGAAAAGAAUUGCUCUAGCUAAAAGCACCGCUUACGUCAAGCAAUCUAAGGAGAUGAUCAUUACUGCAAGAAACGAAGUUGCAGUGAAGGAUAACCAAAUUACAGAGUUAAAGAAACUUAUUGAGGAGAAAUCUAAGAAAACGACCAUUAACAACGAUCCAAGGCUUCUUCAACAAAAUAGCGAACUAGCUGUAAAAUUCUCUAAUUUGUUCAAUAAUCAUCAAGCUUUGUACAAGAUGUCUGAGCUACAGAAAAAUCAGGUACAAGCUUUACAGAAUGAAUUAGAGAAAGAAAGGGCACAAGCACGUUACAUGUCCUCGAUAUUAGCUCAACAAUCUGCAGAAUUGUUGAAAUCAAAAGAUCAUUCUCAAUCUACUUCUCGUUCUGAUGAUUACAUAGAAGAAAGAAACUGGGAAAAGAAAUACCGUGAACUUUUGGAAAUGCGAAAGUUAGAAAAACGUGAUUUCCAGCUUCAAUUAGUUAACGUUCACAAAAGUUAUUACACUUUACUAGCAGAUCGGGAACGCGGUUUUAAUAUUAUAAUUGACAGGCUAAAGAAGAAAUGUCAAAACCAAACAGAUAAUAAGCCUGAGAAUGAAGAAGAAAACAGUUCAAACCUACAAAUUUCUCCUACUAAGGAAGCAGAAAAAAGAAAAGCUGAAACAUCCUUAGUAUUAUUUGAUGAAAAAUCGACAGCCGUUUUGAACGGGGCAAAGGAAACGUCAUCAGAACCUUAG
Molecule: messenger RNA, 3345 nt
Organism: Naumovozyma castellii
Lineage: Eukaryota; Fungi; Ascomycota; Saccharomycetes; Saccharomycetales; Saccharomycetaceae
Exons: 1
Coding region: 1-3345 (1114 amino acids)
Source: RefSeq, a predicted model, not a curated record